CCGCGAAAACCAAUUUUUCCCACGAAAACAUGUUUUCAUUGUUGGUCCGAACAUGGUAUAAACACUGAUUGACGGGGCCCUGAUUGUGUUUUGUUGCCAGCUCAGAAAAAAGAUCAGGGUCCGUUGCCGGAUGACAAGCGAGAGAGCAAGAAAAGAUAUUCUUAUCAAUUUAUCUAUAGCAAUUCUUGGUCGUGUUACUCCAGCAUAAGGGAAGCUAUUCUCUUCACGGCAGUUUUUUGUUUUCCAAUUAUAACUCAAUUACACUAUGCAGCUGGAAAAGGAGGACAUGAAAUCUGGAAAUAAAUUUAAAUCGUCUAAGGAUGUUCUAGUUCGGAUAUUCUUGGUGUUUCUUUUAAUAACUACUGUUACUGCUGUUUUAUUGGAAUUUGGGAUUCCGGAUAGCAGAUUAUGGAAAACUGAAAAAAUCAUUGAAAUACAGCCCUCGGAAGCAUCAGAAAUUAAUUAUUACAAAUUUGCAAUAUAUCCUCCUUUCAAACAAUCAGAUAAACAUCUUCAUCACGUAAUAGAAAUAUUAGGACAAAUGGGAUAUAAAGAAACCUCUAUGAAUAAUAAAAAUUGGAGUUUACUCUGGGCACAUGAAUACCCUUUUCUCAAAAUGGGACCAAGGAUAAGAACUAUUUUGCCACGUCAAAUGGUUAACCAUUUUCCUGGUAUAGGGUUCAUUACAAGCAAGGUUGAUCUAUCCACUGCUGCAUUUCCAUUCAUGCCUAAGGCUUUUCGGUUGCCAGAACAGCAAGCAGAAUUUUUAAAAUUUGCAAUGGAUAAUCCCGAUUCCAUAUUUGUGGAGAAAAACAACAAACACAGAUCCAUUAAAAUUCGACCUUUGAAUUCUAUAAACUUGAAUGCGUCUGACUGUUUCUUACAAGAAUAUGUUCAAAACCCUUUUUUGGUAGAUGGACACAAAUUCGAUUUAGGAGUUUAUAUAGUAUUGACGUCUAUUGAACCAUUAACAGUAUAUAUGUAUGGAGGAGACAUUUUGUUCCGUUACUGUCCGGAAAAAUAUUAUCCAUUUGAAGCUGAAAAUAUUAAUAAAUACGUCAUUGGAAAUGACUAUUUACCAACGUGGGAAGUUCCUUCUUUGAUCAAAUAUUUUGAAAGAUUUGGGGGAAGUAUGCGCUCUUCUUUCGAUGCAUACGUACGAGAUCAAUUUUUAGACCCAUCUGUAAUUUGGGUGCAAGUUGAAGAGAUUGUACGUCAGACUAUAUUAUCCAAGAAAAAUAACAUUUUAAAAGCAAUGCAACCCUUUAAAAAUGGAAAGUAUUUCGAGCUCCUACGAUUUGAUUUAAUUGUUGAUGAUAAGUUACAAGUUUAUCUCAUGGAGGUCAAUAUGUCUCCUAAUCUUUCAUCGGCACAUUUCAAACCUAAUGCACUGUUGUACCAACAAGUUUUAUACAAUGUUUUAAAUUUAGUUGGAGUUGGAUCACCUCUUCGAAUUGAUAAAAGGUUUUUUAAUGAUGAAAAAAUAACAUCGGAUAAAAAUAUUGCGGUAAAUCUGAAUGAUUGUGCUAAAUAUGCCUGUCAUAAGUCCUGUAAUAAAUCUGAAUGUGAUCUCUGUUUAUCCUGCUUGAAAGCUUCAGAAGUUAAUAUAUUAAAAGCGGCACAUUAUGAACAUUUACAUAAAAUGGAAAUGAAGAGAAUAUUCCCAAAAACAAUGAAUAUGGAUACAGAUGAAGAUGAAAUCUUUGAUAAUUUGACUACCGCAAUAUGCGAAAAUAUAUCCAAUAUGUCUGCAGAAUCAACACCAAUGAUAAAAAGAGAAAGCGUUUUCAAGUUACAACGGCAUGGUCCUCGGAAGAUAUGUUUAAUUUAAUAGAAAUAAUAGAAAAACAUCCUUGUCUGUGGGAAUAUUCUUCAUCAGAUUAUAAAAACCGACAGAAGAGAGAGAACGCAUGGAGAGAAGUUGCAGCGAACUGUCAUGGCCGUAGCGUUGAUGAGUGUAAAGCCAAGUGGGCGAAUGUGAAAACAGAGUACAAUAAUACAAAAAACAAAUUACAGGUAAAGUCUGGUCAGAGUGCGUSAAGUUCACAACCUGAUUGGCAAUUUUGGACUGCAAUGCAGUUUUAUCAUAACCACGGCAAAGAAAAAACGACUUCAUCUGUUUGAAAUAUAAGCCCUGGUAGUGAAAGUUUACCAAACACGCAUUUUCAACCCCUCAACAUGCAAUAUCAUCGCCAGCUGAUGCAGCAACCAAUUCGCCAAAAGAUAUUUUAAAA
Molecule: messenger RNA, 2234 nt
Organism: Bactrocera latifrons
Lineage: Eukaryota; Metazoa; Arthropoda; Insecta; Diptera; Tephritidae
Gene: TTLL15
Product: tubulin polyglutamylase TTLL7
Exons: 4
Coding region: 266-1831 (521 amino acids)
Biological process (GO): protein modification process
Source: RefSeq, a predicted model, not a curated record